UAAAAAUCGAUUACUAUUGAUAUGUUUUGUUUUCAUCUUUAUAAAUAAAAUUUUUUGGUUCAAAUGGCGCGGAAUUUUAUUUGAUAUAUUGCAUUAAAAACGAAAGAUAAAUAAAUUUUACAUUAUUUGUAUCACUUUGUUAACUCAAAAUGGUAGAAAAGAAAUGGACGCUGGACGUCGAAUCCAAUCAGUACGAUUUGGUGUCAGGAUCGUUUUAUUUGGUUGGAUGUUGGAGUGAUGGGGAAAAUAUCAAACAAUGUGUUGAUAUUUCAUUAAAAGCACAGAGUGUGGACACUAAACACUGCAUACUGGAUGUAUCCGACAAUGACAUAUAUAUUUAUGAUUUAUAUAGUGCGUUCGGAACUUUUGUGAAUAACAGACGUUUAAAUCCGAUGCGCAAGGAAUGUAUAGACGUGAAUUGUGAAUUACGUUUUGGUGAUUUAAAUGGCAGCUUAAAGGCAGUUGAGGUUUUGAAUACCACAGACACAUUCCUGGCGCCUUCUCAUAGAGCUCCAAGAGCUUCAUUGUCCAAUACGAGUACCCGAUUAUUUAGUUCACCUGAUGUUUCGCUUUUGAAUGAUACAAAAAAUGACAGUUUUGACAUUCCUGAAACACAAAACAUAAGAAAAAGAGCAUCUAUUGAAAAUUCGAGUAUAUUAAGUUCUUCACGAAACCAAUCAUAUGAUGGAAAAAGUUUCUGUGAUGAAUCUUUUAUACCAGAAACGCAAAUGCCUUCCAGAACAGACCCAUCGUAUGAAGCAUCGGAAUUAGGAUCAAAUUUACAAAAAUCUGGUGAUUUUAUUCGUAUAUGCACCCAAGAUUUCAAUGAAAACUUAUUUGAAGACGUUGAAGAUGAUGAGGCAAUGUUCUCAUCUUUGGUCAUACCAAAUAUUCAACACAAACCAGUUAUAUUGGCUGAUGUGUCCUUGAAUAUGGAUGUAGAUGAAGAUGCAUCAAAAACUCUUGAAUGUGAUGGUGAAGUGGAGUCAUUGAACUGUGGCAAUCAAACAGCUAAAAGUGUAACAUUAACCGACCCCGCUCAAAAUGGAAUAUGCACAGAUCGGGAUGAUGUUUGUACACCAGAUUUAUUUGAUUUACCAGAACUGGCACAUAUUAAUGUGCAAACUGAUACUAAUCUGCCGGCUGAGAAAAAUAUGGGAAAAGAUAAUGAUCUUGCCCAAAGGCAAGUGAGUGAAGUAAUUGGUGGUGAUGGGUAUGCUGAGGAAGUCGAUAUGAUGGCCACGCAAGUAUUUGUGCCUAUACCAAAGCAACCAGAGGCGAAAGUGACUGAAAACAUAACCACUACCAAUGGAUUAUCAUUAAGUGGUAAAGAAAACAUUGCUAAUACAGAUUUCAGUUUGGAACAAACACAGAUUUUCGCGCCAGUCAAAGAAAGAAGUCUAGGAGCGCAAAACCUCAAUUCCACAUCCAGUGACAAAAGCGCCGCACCUACAAUUCAAAACAAUGAUGACAACUCUUCUUUGUUGGCAGCUACCCAAAUAUUUAUAAAUACUGUUGAAUCAAAUGAUAAGUCAAUUAAAUCUGCAGUAAAACAAAACCUCAAUAAUACAUUGACAUCAAGUGGAAUUAAUGAAAUGGCAAAAAGUGAGGGUAAUUUUUCUCACGAAAUGAAUAAAAGUUCAUCGAAAAAAGAAUAUGAUCGAGAAAAGCAAGCUUGCUUCAAAAAACCGAAGUUAAGUAACAAGAAUAAACCAGUUAAAGAAAGUACUUCCAGUAUAGGCAGUUCACAGUCGGAAGCCGAAGAGUCGAUCUUAUGCACACCUAAAUGGAUUACGGAUAAAUUUGAUUUACUUUCGAAGCAACGCAGUAAAAUAAUUAUGAAACGCAACUUAUUUGGAUCCGAUUCGGAGGAAGAUUCAAUUGAGCUUAACAAAUUAGAUGCUAAAAAAGAUUCUAAGGAUUUCGAUAAAUUACUAUGUAAUCUUAAAGAAAUACAACCACCGAAAUUUGUGCCAUCCAAAUGCUCUGUGGUUAAACAGGAAGAGCUUACUGAUGUUAGAAAAGUUAGUAACAAUAAAAAUAAUCGUGACAGUCGGGCAGAAGUUGUUUUGGAAAACCCGGAUAAGAAAUUGGAAGGAGUAUCACCCGGAAGGAAAGAAAAAAUUUCACCACCUUCAACUAGAAGGUCUAGUAAGGAGAAGUCUAAGCCUGAUAAAAAAGUUGAAUCACAUUCGAGCCAUCGGAGCAGUAGUGGUAGACACAUUGGUCACAAUGAAGAUCGUGAAAAAAGUGAGGAACCUAAAAAACGCACAAGAAAGAUUUCACAAAAAGAUGAACAUACUAAUGAAAUCGAAGAGGUAUCUACAAGAAGAAUGACACGACACUCUGAUCACAAACAAGAAUUGGAAAAAAUUGAGAAAAAUAAAAAGCCAGCAAAAAAUGUAUCAUCAAAAGGUGAAAAUACAAAUGAAAUUGAAGAGGCACCUACAAGAAGAAUGACGCGACUUAAGUCCAGAACGAGUGAUAUGGAGUACGAUAAAGCGAGCAGUUCAACAUCUGGACCCACGCAAGCGAAAUUACGGAAAAUUGAGCAAACAGAUGAACCAGACAUUAACAAAAAACGCGUAACUCGCUCACGUUCGAAGAACGACUCUCAAGAAAGUAUUACGUCGAUAAAGUCCACGACCUCUUCGCGGAGCUCAUCAAGAAAAAAGAAUGCGCGAGAAAUGGAAUCGCGGGAGAAAAUUGUAACCGAUGACAACACUUCAGCCAAAGUGUCAAACAGUGCCAAGGUCGUUGAAAAGAACGGAACGGGUACUACCACUUCUACGAAAGAUCAUAGUCGCAAAAGUAGUGCUGAAGAACCAACAGUUGCCGAAAGCAAAAAAUUGAGGAACAAUGCACGUAUCUUGCAAGUUGCAAUGUCUAUGGUUGAACCAAAGUUAUUCCAAAGCUUAGUUGACAAUUCACCGGGGAACUGGUGUGUCGCAAAUGAUCCCACUGAUGCGGAUGUUUUAGUAAUGGACAAAGGUAAUCGCACACUAAAAUUUUUAAUUGCCAUGGCCAAAGGAAUACCAAUUGUCACAUCAAAGUGGUUGCAAUCGUUCAAUAGUACAAAAACCGUGCCGCGUGGAAUUACACAUUUCUUCCGAGAUCACGACUUUGAAAAACGUCAUAAAUUUUCUUUAUUUAAAUCACUGGAAUUGGCUAGAAGUCAAAAGGUGUUCGAGGGCUAUGAUUUCGUUACUACACCUAGCAUCUUGCCACGACCAACUGAAAUUAAACAAAUUAUCGAAUGCGCUGGGGGUAAAGUAUACGACGAACCGCCAUCGCCCAAAAGUGAUCAAAAGAUUUACGUAAUUUCAUCAAUGAAUGAUAAAAAAUAUUGGCACAAGUAUCGACGCUGCAAUAGUAACAUCCGUAUAACUGACAGCGAGGGUGUAAUGGCCUCCGUUAUGCGCCAAUCUACUCUUCCGCUGGAUACAAAUGUUUUUGCUUAAAAUGUUUGUGAUACAAUUAUUCGAGUAUUCGUUGAAGAAACGCCAAUUUCAUUAACCAUUUUAGUACCAGUGCCGCCAUCUGUUAAGUGUAUAUUACUAAAUUUGUAAUGUUUUACUUCUAUGUUUUUCGUUUUAAGAAGUUUUUUAUAAAUACAAUAUAAAUGUUAAUGAGCGCCUUUUAAACAUUGUCGUUAUGUUUAAUUAAUGUUACCGUACAACUGAACAGAGACUCAAUUUAAAUUUCUUCGAAUUUUGCUCUUAUUAAUUUGUUCUCCAUAUUA
This is a messenger RNA of Zeugodacus cucurbitae (melon fly), 3742 nucleotides long. RefSeq lists its product as uncharacterized. The coding region runs from base 150 to 3461 and encodes 1103 amino acids. The record is from RefSeq and is a predicted model, not a curated record. Gene Ontology annotation, molecular function: protein binding. The transcript is spliced from 10 exons. NCBI's taxonomy places the organism in Eukaryota, Metazoa, Arthropoda, Insecta, Diptera, Tephritidae.